AUGUCUCAAUUUCUGGCUUUAGGCAGUACUAAUGCAGCUUCAAAUAAUGUAUCUGCGAGCAGUCUUGGAUUAAGCUAUGCUAACACUGCGCAGAUAGGAACAAAUUUUGUGUUGAACGACAACAGACCACUGCACCAGCAACAACCACCAUCGGAAUUCACGAUUGAUGGUUUUCUAGCUUUACCUGGUGCAUCAAAUAGUGUAGCAAAUCAUGGUGUUGUCGGUUCACAGCCAGUAUCACAUCAUCUUGUCAAUUAUCAACCAAAUAGUAUGAAUGAGUUGAACAAUGGGACAAUAGACUUAUCAGUAUCUGGAAUUCAAGAAAGUCAGAUGAACGUCGGCGGACUUAGGCCACCCCCAUAUCCUCCAAUCAAUCCUGUGUCCAAACUGGACAAAAAGAUGUUACUACAUAUAGAUAAAUAG
Molecule: messenger RNA, 423 nt
Organism: Dentiscutata erythropus
Lineage: Eukaryota; Fungi; Glomeromycota; Glomeromycetes; Diversisporales; Gigasporaceae
Source: the annotation of a GenBank genome assembly